UUGAGUAUAAGUCAGAAUUUUCGCGCGAGGUGGUAAAGAAAUGUAGUGUGGUAACAUUCUCAGCUAACCAGAUUCAAGAUUUUAUUAGCGGUUUAUAUACACCGUUUCACUACGUUCCUG
This is a messenger RNA of Racocetra persica, 120 nucleotides long. The record is from the annotation of a GenBank genome assembly. NCBI's taxonomy places the organism in Eukaryota, Fungi, Glomeromycota, Glomeromycetes, Diversisporales, Gigasporaceae.